GCUCUGCUAUUCUGAUUAAUUUCUUGCAACUGAAGUUUUUGAUCUAUAAAGAACAUCCUCUUCUCAGGUUCAUAUGUAUGUAGAUUCUCGUGAAAAGGUCACUGCACGUUAUCAGUUGAUCUGUCCAUCAAAGCGAGAAGUGAUGGUCUUUGGAAGCUUCAAACAAAAAGGCACUCUUCUACCAAAGGCUCCAAAAGGAUGGGGAUGGCGGACAGCUCUAUUAUUUGAUGAGCUUGCAGAUCUUGUCCAAAACGGGUCCUUGAGAGUUGCUGCAGUUGUGCAACUUGUAUAAGACUCAGAAAGAUUCUAACCCCACCCCCUUUUCCUCGAGCUGCUGCUCUUGUGCAAGAAUGAUGAUGCCAAACUAAUACCUGGAGUCCCAUUCACAACAAAAAAACUUGGAGAUAAUUAAUGUUCGGUUUAGUAUCGUUAUUGUUUCUAGCUUUUGGUUUUGAUUCUUUUUUAAAUUUAGCAACUAAUAAUAUAUUUAGGGUACCUGAAUUAUUAUUCAUAGUAUUAGUUACCAAAUAUAUAAAAACAAUCAAAACCAAAACUCCCAGUAGUUGUAUGCUCGUAGAAUUGGAUCAUAUAUAUAAAGCAAAGAUUUUGGA
Molecule: messenger RNA, 611 nt
Organism: Rubroshorea leprosula
Lineage: Eukaryota; Viridiplantae; Streptophyta; Magnoliopsida; Malvales; Dipterocarpaceae
Source: the annotation of a GenBank genome assembly